AAAGGGUAUUAUCAUUUAUCAAAGCCAUAUAUAAUGUGUUGUUGUUGCUCUGAUGAGGACCGAAAAUGCAGGCCUAUUGGGUUUCUGUUAGGCCUACCUUUUGCUUUCGUUUCUCUCCUAAUCUCCCUUGUGGGUGUCAUUGUUUGGAUCGUUGGGUUGAUUUUGACAUGCAUAUGCCCAUGUUGCCUUUGUGUGACCCUCAUAGUUGAGUUUGCUCUGGCUUUGAUCAAGGCUCCAUUUUCAGUCAUGGAGUGGUUCACCUCUAAGAUUCCAUGUUAGAGAUAUUUGUAUCAUAUGAAGUCUUUGAAGUAGUGGUGAAUAUGAUAGCAAUCCACCGUAUAUUCUUUUGUUAAUUCGUGUAUUCAAUUUCUUUGAUUAUGGUUUGAUAAAUAUAUAGUGCUCAUCAUGAAACAACUCUUGGUUGUAAAAUCCUGUAUGCCAAAAUCUGAAUUUGAAAGUAGGGUUCUUGUUUUUUGUUGCCUUUUUUUGGCAAGAACUAAAGAAAAUUAUUUGUAUUUAAAGAUUACAAUAUUGUGU
Messenger RNA from Arachis ipaensis, 537 nucleotides. Its product is annotated as signaling peptide TAXIMIN 1. NCBI's taxonomy places the organism in Eukaryota, Viridiplantae, Streptophyta, Magnoliopsida, Fabales, Fabaceae. The record is from RefSeq and is a predicted model, not a curated record.